This is a messenger RNA of Peronospora matthiolae, 309 nucleotides long. NCBI's taxonomy places the organism in Eukaryota, Oomycota, Peronosporomycetes, Peronosporales, Peronosporaceae. The record is from the annotation of a GenBank genome assembly.
AUGGCGUGUGUACGAGAAGCAUCUUCUUGCGAAAGCCAAAAGCGGAAUGCACAAGAGCAGAAGAAGGGCUCUUGCAGCGUCACUGCUUCUGUCUCCCUGGCUGCUUGCACCCUCUCGCUUCCAAGCUACUUGGUCAUGGACUCCAGCUGCUUCUGCGUGACGUCCGCUCAACUUCUUCGGCUGCAAUCUUUUGCUUUCAGCGGUACCAGAGAAGUCUUGCGAGGCAGUCGGUUUGCUGUCUUUGAGAUGAUAACGGAUACCGAUGAACGGGAUGACGAGACAGCCGCAGGGAAUUGCCCUCAUGCGUAA